This is a messenger RNA of Cyprinodon tularosa, 991 nucleotides long. Its product is annotated as serine/threonine-protein phosphatase 1 regulatory subunit 10-like. Gene Ontology annotation, cellular component: nucleus. Lineage: Eukaryota; Metazoa; Chordata; Actinopteri; Cyprinodontiformes; Cyprinodontidae. The record is from RefSeq and is a predicted model, not a curated record. The transcript has 9 exons. Bases 87 to 971 code for a protein of 294 amino acids.
UGUAUUUUUGCAGUUUUGCCUGAGACUGAACAUUGGCCUAACUUCAAAUAACUCGUAUCGUUGGAAUUUCCAAUAAUAUCAAUAACAUGGCGGAGGAAUCUCUUGACUCCAAGGUGGUUUUGGAACGCAUGGAGUCCCUGCUGGGAAAGGAUGGAGAGCUCCGCAGUCUGGAGGAAGUUCCCCAGAUGUUCAGCUUGAUGAAAGCUUCUACCACGAUGGCCAGCAUGAGUGUCUGCCUCAACGUGCUGCUGCAGACACAAUCUAACGAUAUUCUCCAAAGGUUCAUCAAAGUGGGAGGCUUCCAGCUGCUCUCCUCCUGGCUCACCCACUCUGAAAGCACCAACAACACCCCGCUGCUGCAGCUCAUCCUGCUCACGCUGCAGAAGCUGCCUCUCAAAGUGAAGCACCUCACACAGAACAACGCAGCCAAGUUCGUGAAGCAGCUGAGUAAAAGUGGAGAAACUGAAGAUGUGAGGAAGCUGGCAGGUGCCCUGGUAGAUGGCUGGCUGGCUACCAUCAGCGCCCACUGCGCCUCCAAGCGGAGCAGCAGUAACUCGCCUGGUGAUAAAAAGAGGAAACAAGGGCUGGAGAUGGAGGAUACCAACCCUACCCCUCCUAAAAAGAAGACCCCUGCACCUCAGCUGGGGGAGAAAUCCAUCCUAAAGUGGCCGCAGCUGAAGAGGCCGAGCUCCGGCCCCUCAGACGAUGCACCUCCAGAGAAAAAGCACAAACCUCUAAAUACUCCCUGGAGCUCCAACGAAGGCAUCGAAGCCGAGAUAACUCCAGCCCAACCGGAGGAGCCCAACACGCCCACAAACAACGGCAAGAAGAAAAAAAAGGUCCAGUGGGCUGAGGAGGAGCAGCUCACACAAUUCUUCUAUUUUGAAUUGGAUAGAACAGAGAGAGGUGAGGGAUUUAGAUGGAGAUUUCAAUAUCAUGUGGUCUUAGGAAAUUGGAUAGACAUCCCUUAAAACCCACAGAUAAAGAAAAU